Messenger RNA from Abrus precatorius (Indian licorice), 894 nucleotides. Its product is annotated as ethylene-responsive transcription factor ABR1-like. Gene Ontology annotation, molecular function: DNA-binding transcription factor activity; DNA binding. Bases 1 to 894 code for a protein of 297 amino acids. The transcript has 2 exons. The record is from RefSeq and is a predicted model, not a curated record. NCBI's taxonomy places the organism in Eukaryota, Viridiplantae, Streptophyta, Magnoliopsida, Fabales, Fabaceae. Gene Ontology annotation, biological process: regulation of DNA-templated transcription; ethylene-activated signaling pathway.
AUGCUAUUUCCAGGUAUGAAUAGGGAGAGAGAGAUGUCUGCUAUGGUCUCAGCUUUGGCUCACGUGGUCUCUGGAGAUGUGCCAAGCGGUGAUUCUCAUCAACCCAGUGCUCUUGUCGAUGAUGCUAUUGCUAUUGUUUCCCCAAACAUGCCUUCUUCAUCUCUCAAGAGAAGUAGGGAACAUGACUCUUCUUUCUCACACCCCGCUUCAUCCCUUGCUAUGCCAACUACAACUGCAGAAUGUUCCAACAACAUGACAAGUAGCAUAAUAACAGAAACGAGGGAAAUGGUGAAUGCUGUGUACGAAUACAGAACAACAGAGAAUGUGGUGAGGGAUCAAGGAAGGAGAAAAUACAGAGGAGUGAGACAGAGGCCAUGGGGAAAAUGGGCUGCGGAGAUUAGAGAUCCAUUCAAAGCAGCGAGGGUUUGGUUAGGGACAUUUGACACAGCGGAGGCAGCAGCAAGAGCAUACGAUGAAGCUGCUUUGCGUUUCAGAGGGAACAAAGCGAAACUUAACUUCCCUGAGAAUGUUACUCUCCGACAACCUCAAUGGAACCUUUCCAAUUCUUCUACUUCUAUGGUAUCUGUUACAACCUCCACUGACCCAGUUGUUCAUACUGAAGCUCUUCCCCCUUCUCAGGCUUCCAGCGAUUUCUAUGACUAUUUUCAGCUCUCUGGGUUUCCCAUGAACCUUUAUGAUGAUCGCAUGUUAAUGGCUUCUACCAUGGCUUCUCAUGUUCAAUCUUCGUCGUCGCCGUCAACCUCGUCUUCUUCUUCUUCUUCUGCGUUUGGUUUCUCUAUAACUUCUCCGCAGGCCACUUCAUUUUCUUCAUUGUAUUCUACGCAGUUGCCGCCAUGGUCAGCUUCUGGUCAUAGUUCUUCUUCCUCGGGAUAA